AUGAUGCUCCAACGAAGCAAUCUUCAACCUUUCGGUGUGCAUUUUGGACCGCUUGGCUUCUCCUGCACUAUAUAUAAGCCCAUCUCUUCCUCCUCUGAUCCUACUCUCACUCUUCACAUUCUCUGCUCUCUGCAACACCUCCUUCGCCAUUCCCUGCUCUUCUCCAUCCAGAGGCACCGAAAGGACACUUACCCAUCUCAUGAUUUUGCUUCUUCAGCAUAAAGUUUGCAGCUUUUGCUUCUGGGUUUGCAGAAGGUUCGAUUUUUUGGGGUUCUUGACUGGUUUUUAGGGAAAAAGAGGCCUUUUUUUUGGGUGUUUAGGAAUUACUACAAUUUUGGCGUUGCUUAAGAGUUUUUUAUUUUUUGCUCGUUCUCAUCUUUUCUUUGGGUCCAAAAUUUAAGGGGAAAGGGGGGUUGGUGGGAAAAUUUCUGCCAUAAGAAAAAUUCUCGACUUUUUAUUCAGAGAAAUGUUCCUGUUGUCCAACGGGUGCAUACCGUGGAAAUGCUGCUCAAUGCUCGACAACAAAUCAAUUGUUGAUAAAAACUUCUAUUUUUGGAUAUUCCAGAUCUUUAAUAGGUACAGUUUAGAUACUUAAGAAGAAAUUUUGAGCAUUGUCUUUUGACAUUCGUCGUUUUCUAUUGCCCUUAGAAUCCUUUCUCCUUUUUUUUUUUUUUUUUGAGUAUUAAGUUUUGGUAGAUUGUUGAGAGAAAAAAAUGGGAGGGGCAUCUCUGCCGCCAGGUUUCCGAUUCCAUCCUACUGAUGAGGAAUUGGUGGGAUAUUACCUGAAAAGAAAAACCGAGGGACUUGGAUUCGAGCUUGAAGUGAUUCCUGUAAUUGAUCUAUACAAAUUCGAUCCAUGGGAGCUUCCAGAGAAAUCAUUCCUCCCGAACCGAGACAUGGAAUGGUUCUUCUUUUGUCCACGGGACAGAAAGUACCCAAAUGGCUCGCGAUCAAAUAGAGCAACCAAAGCUGGCUACUGGAAAGCCACAGGAAAGGACCGUAAGGUCGUCUGCCAAUCUUCGGUGACUGGAUAUCGAAAGACAUUAGUCUUCUAUCGUGGACGGGCCCCCUUAGGUGAUCGGACAGAUUGGGUCAUGCAUGAGUAUCGGCUGUCUGAUGAGCUUCCCCAAGGAUCACUUGGUUCUCAGGGAGCUUUUGCGUUGUGCCGAGUAAUUAAGAAGAAUGAGCAAGGUUUAAAGACAAGCGAUUCGAAUGGAGAGCCGAAAGGCAAGAGGGUAGGAAGCUACUUGAGCCCAGUGGACAUCACCUCAAUCAACAUAUCAAGUGACAUCCCAAGCACCUCGAAUGACAUCUCAUCUCAAAACAGUGGACUUUAUGACGAAAGUCGUAAUUCAAGCCCUGCACCUCCACCUGAAAUCGUAGAAAUAGCAGAUUCUGAGCCGGCUUCAAUGGAGAACAAUCUCGCUAGCAUCUGGCAAUACCCUCAAGAACAAGGAUUGGAGUUUCAGUACUUCUCUCAGCAUGAGAUUCCAAGCUCUGUGGCUUCCUGGCAUUUGACCAAUAACAUAGAGACCUCGUCGUGUUUGGCAUACUCGGAUUUUAUUGGGGAAGUUGAACUUGCAGAGGAACCCGGCCAAAUUAGCUGCAUGUCACCUUACUCGGGGCAUGAGAACUAUGCCAGGUUUUGCCAAUACGAGGAGAUCUCAUAUGAAGCAUAUGGAAUUUGGGAACAAUCUCCAAUUUGCAGGCAAGCGAGUGGCGAUGGUGGCUCGGGAGACAUUGGGAAUCUAUGGAUGCAGGAUGACAACAUGACGAUCGUGAUGUAGUCAUUUCCUUUGCAGCAAUUAGUUAUGUUAUUAUUACUUUCUAGUAGUAUCCGAAGAGUGGUACCCAAGAAGACGCCUUUUAAUGUUGGUUCUUGGAGCGUGACAAAGGACGGGGGCCGUGCUUUGCAUAUGUGACGGGAGGUUUUACGGUUUGUAGGCAGCCUGGAGUCGGUUUGGUAUACCAAAAAUGGUUUAGGUGUCCUUUUUUAUUUUAAGAGUUAGUAUUGUAAUACACCCCCUGGUGGUAAUGACUUUUAUCAGUUACACCAGGAGAUGGUUUAGCUACAAGUAGGACUUCCAAUCUUGAUUACCUCGCUCUCGUGUAAGCUUAUCCCACAAAAGCUUCUCACUGUUGUGAUAUCGAAGCUCGUACUGUGCUUCGAGGCGAAGGUGCUUCAAGUGGGGGAAUCUUUUUGUGUAUGCUGUCUCUUUGGUACUGGAAUAAUAGGACAUUCGCGUGAGAA
Eucalyptus grandis is the source of this 2251-nucleotide messenger RNA. RefSeq names its product NAC domain-containing protein 71. The record is from RefSeq and is a predicted model, not a curated record. NCBI's taxonomy places the organism in Eukaryota, Viridiplantae, Streptophyta, Magnoliopsida, Myrtales, Myrtaceae. Bases 714 to 1787 code for a protein of 357 amino acids. Gene Ontology annotation, biological process: regulation of DNA-templated transcription. The transcript has 5 exons. Gene Ontology annotation, molecular function: DNA binding.